AUGGCAGUCUGCACUGUGUAUACAAUUCAAUCCCUCAACUCCACCUGUUCAAUCUCAACACCCACAAAAACCCGCUUAGGAUUUCACCAAAAGCAAGUGGUUUUCUACACCACUGACAAGAAAACCGGCAGGAGAGGAAGUAACAAUGGUCCAAGUGAGAUAAAAUGCUCAGCUGGCGACUCACAGACCGUUGUGAUUGGUUUGGCAGCUGACUCAGGGUGUGGAAAGAGCACCUUCAUGAGGAGGCUGACCAGUGUGUUUGGAGGGGCAGCAGAACCACCAAAAGGUGGUAAUCCAGACUCCAAUACACUCAUCAGUGACACGACCACUGUGAUAUGUUUGGAUGAUUAUCACUCACUGGAUAGGACUGGAAGGAAAGAGAAGGGUGUGACUGCACUUGAUCCAAGAGCCAACGAUUUUGAUCUCAUGUAUGAGCAGGUUAAGGCUAUCAAGAGUGGUGUUGCUGUUGAUAAGCCUAUUUAUAACCAUGUGACUGGUCUCUUGGACCCUCCUGAGCUCAUCAAGCCCCCCAAGAUCCUUGUCAUUGAAGGAUUGCACCCAAUGUAUGAUCAGCGUGUGAGGGACCUUUUGGACUUCAGCAUCUAUUUGGAUAUCAGCAAUGAGGUUAAAUUUGCCUGGAAAAUACAGAGAGACAUGGCGGAGCGAGGACACAGCCUCGAAAGUAUCAAAGCUAGUAUUGAAGCCCGAAAGCCAGAUUUUGAUGCUUACAUUGAUACACAGAAGCAAUAUGCAGAUGCUGUUAUUGAAGUGUUGCCAACCCAGCUCAUUCCUAGUGAUAAUGAGGGAAAGGUUUUGAGAGUAAGGUUGAUAAUGAAAGAAGGGGUGAAGUAUUUCAAUCCAGUUUACCUGUUUGAUGAAGGCUCUACCAUCUCAUGGAUACCAUGUGGGAGGAAACUCACUUGCUCUUACCCUGGCAUAAAAUUUUUCUAUGGUCCUGAGACCUACUUUGGCCAUGAGGUGUCUGUGUUGGAGAUGGACGGCCAAUUCGACAGAUUAGACGAGCUCAUCUACGUCGAAAGUCAUCUGAGCAACAUCUCUACCAACUUCUAUGGUGAAGUCACUCAACAAAUGCUGAAGCAUGCCGACUUCCCGGGCAGCAGCAAUGGAACUGGUCUCUUCCAAACCAUAGUCGGAUUGAAGAUAAGAGACCUCUAUGAGCAACUCAUAGCCACCAAGGCUGCGGCUCCAUUAAAAGCCACAAAAGCCUAA
Messenger RNA from Ilex paraguariensis (yerba mate), 1230 nucleotides. NCBI's taxonomy places the organism in Eukaryota, Viridiplantae, Streptophyta, Magnoliopsida, Aquifoliales, Aquifoliaceae. The record is from the annotation of a GenBank genome assembly.